Molecule: messenger RNA, 2706 nt
Organism: Conger conger (European conger)
Lineage: Eukaryota; Metazoa; Chordata; Actinopteri; Anguilliformes; Congridae
Product: endonuclease/exonuclease/phosphatase family domain-containing protein 1-like
Exons: 7
Coding region: 580-2241 (553 amino acids)
Biological process (GO): DNA repair
Cellular component (GO): plasma membrane
Molecular function (GO): DNA binding; catalytic activity
Source: RefSeq, a predicted model, not a curated record
CAUCAUUUAUCAAAUGUGUGGAGCUGUAUCGCGUUUUUAAUAUCAAAUGAAAUAGGCUAUAAUCACGUUGCAAUCAUCCGCUUUUCGGUCCGGACAUGUGUGAUUGGUCAGGGCCGCCCGAAGCCCCGCCCCUUGGCGCUGGGGAGACGGGCUUGUGUGGGUGAGUGGUGCGCGUAGCAGUCUACUGAAAGGUGGCUGGGAACCGUCUGGACUACUUACUUUCGCCUGGAUAUCAACGGAGCUGGAGCAGGGACACGCGCAGGGAGGUUUAUCGGGAAUUAAAAGAGCCAAAUCCGGUGGACGACGGGGAUUUGCAUUCGUAAAGAUUAACUCAGACCGCUGAUAGUUUACCGCGCACCUGUCAGUCGUGCUGUCAAAAUGUAGCUCGUCGUUGUGUUUGUUUAAUUUAUAUUGCUGUCACGUUUGGGAUCCGCUUUUGCAUGCCGCUGAUGUAGGCUAGCUCAGUUUCGGUUAAUCACUCUGUUAUUUUGCACGUGCGCGUUUCCCCCCUACCACUUCACUCCCGAAUGUUUCCUACGCUGUCACGCGCAGGUGUUCGGCUGUAGCUGUCGCGGGACCAUGGGGGGUAACCUGGGGUGUCACCGCUCGAUCCCCCGAGAUCCGACGGAUUUCUGCCAGAACAAGCGCAAGUUCAGCGCGGCGUGCAACUUCAGCCACAUCUUGGUGAACCAGGAGCGGCUGAACAUCAACACAUCCACGGAAGAGGAGCUCAUGACGCUGCCGGGCGUGAACCGUGCCGUCGCCCGGAACAUCGUGGAGUACCGCGAGUGCAUCGGCGGCUUCAAGAAGGUGGAGGACCUGGCGCUGGUCAGCGGUGUGGGCGCCGCCAAGCUGGAGGCGAUCAAGCUGGAGAUCUGCGUCAGCAGCCGGACCAGCUCCUCGCAGCACUCGCCCUCGUCGCUGCGCCGGGAGCACGACCACCUGCCGGGCACCGGGAUGAACAUCAACACCGCCACUCCGGCGCAGCUCAUGAGCAUCCGCGGCAUCACGGAGAAGAUCGCCCGGAACAUCGUCGACUACCGCACGGCCAACGGGCCCUUCAAGAGCAUAGAGGACCUGGUCAAAGUAAACCACAUAAACUCGUCUCUGCUGGACCGGAUCCGGUUCCUGGUUUUCGUGGAGCGCUCCAGGACGCCGUCCACCAACACCAACGGCGGCCUGACGGGCACGAACAGGUCGCACCCGAGCCCGACCUCUCUCAGCCUGCGGAGCGAAGAUCUGGACCUGCCUCCCGGAGGACCGACGCAGAUCAUCUCGGUGCGGCCCAGCGCCGAGCCCCUUCCGAGCACCCGGGAGGGCCGGCCGGUGGUGCGCGUGGCCACCUGGAACUUGCAGCGCUGCUCCCGCGAGAAGGCGAACAACCCGGGCGUGAAGGAGGUCGUGUGCAUGACGCUUUUGGAGAACGACAUUAAGCUCCUGGCAGUUCAGGACCUUGCUGAUCAGGAUGCUCUAGAGAAGUUCUGUGUGGAGCUGAACCAGGCCACCCUUCCCAGCGUGCGCCGGUGGAGGGGCCCCAGGGGCGUGUGGAGGUGCCUCACCUCCGAGAGCCAGUCCCCAAAGGCGUCUGAGUUUUCGGGCUUCCUGUGGGACUACAGCUCCGGGAUCGAGCUGAGGGACACCGUCCGGCUGGGGAGUCCUGUCGCCAAUGGCAACGGGAAGCCCGCCCCCCCCCGGCCCUUCCUGGCACGUUUCAAUAUUGGCUCGUUGGAGGUGAUGGUUGCGAACGUCCACCUGACAGGCCUGCCGUCCCCCCCGGAAACGGCCAGCGGGAAGAGUCGCCACGGCGACCGUGCAGGCUUGCGUCUGACGGAGGACUUGCAAGAGACGCUGAAAGGGGAGAAAACUCUGCUGCUAUUGGGUGAUUUCGGGCUGCCCCCAGACAGCGGGGAGCUGGAGGUCCUGAGGAAGGAGAAGAUGGCCGCCCUGCUGCCCCCCUCCCUCCACACCAACAUCAGCACCCGCUCCCCCCUGGGCUCCCACUGCCUCGACAACCUGUGGGCCAGCCGCUGCCUGAAGAAGAUUUACUCAGGUCACUGUUGGGUAGUGCGGGAGGGCCUGACCAAUCCCUGGAUCCCAGAUAACUGGUCGUGGGGCGGAGUCGCAUCAGACCACUGCCCCGUCGUCGCCGAGUUCUACACGGAUACAGUCGCCAAGGAGACGGCCCGGACCGGGGUCGCCGUGGUGGAGCGGUGCGAGACCCCAUCCAAAAAUGAGCGGUGAUGACGUCACCGCCACCACAGGACGGUCGUCAUGGAGAUGACAGGAAGUGACAUCACACUCCAUCUUGUCCCUUUUCUCCUUGCACCUGUUUUUGGGACAGAAGGAUCUUGAUUUACCCGCCGACGCAAGAGAGGCGAUCCUGUCCAAAAACAAGCGCUGAUGAUGUCACCACCACACAGGAUGGUCGUCAUGGAGAGGACAGGAAGUGACAUCACACUGCAGCCUGUCCUCUUCCCCUUGCUGUAUUUUCUGCUUUUUUUUUUGGACAGAAGGACCGUGUAAGGAGCACCGAGAAUGCCUUUCUCUGACUGUGUGCCCCUGCACACCAGAGGCCAGCAAAGCAAUGCUAUUGAAACACAGAUGUAUGAAUAUGUAUGUACAUAACACAGAUGCUCAUAUGUGCCAAAUGUAAGAUUUUUAAGAGAAGUCUAUGAAAUUAAAUAAAAUGGAGAUUGUGUUUGUGAA